GGCCUCUGAGUGGCGCUGUGCUGCGCUGGUUAAAGGACCUCACUUCCUGAACGUCGAGUUGACGGCUGUUGGGUGGUGGUGUUGGUCGACGCUUCCCUACUGGAUCUGAGAGGGAGCAACAGAGACAGAAAGAUUUUUUAACCUUUCUUUAUCUUUUGUAGUAUGUUUGAUAUGUUAAUUAAUUAAUGAAUUAAUGUGAAAAUUAAGUAGUAUCGAUAUAGGUAGAUAACAAUUCAGAUAGCAUUGUUCUUGCUAGUUUAGGCAAAUUAGCUGUAACGUUAGCAACGUGUUUUCCUACUUCCUAUUUGGCAAAUUGCUUAUUUGAUUCUGGCCCUGUUCGAUUUAUUUUCAAAAAAAUUGAAAACUUUAAGUAUUUCAACAACCAUGUGUAAGAAAGGCCGUUUUUGCGCAGAAAUAGUAUAAAACUACAACUACCAAAAUCCCGCGCUUCCUGAGUUGAAAACGUCAUCAAAUCGCGCUGAAAAGAAAUGGAAAAGCGUCAUCAGGAGCAGCAACGCCGUUUUUCCUGAGCAACUUUGGUGGGUGUGGUUAUGAGCAGUCCCAUGGCUGGCUCCGCCGCCUCCAGUUCUAAAGACCGUCCAGUUUCUAGGACCAGUUUCAUUCCAGAGCUACAGAGCAUGAUGUUUGCUCUGGGAGACGCCCGCAGGCCUCUGCAUGAGACAGCAGCUCUGGUGGAGGACAUUGUGCACACACAGCUUAUUACGAUGCUGCAUCAGGCCUGCGAGGGGGCGGCUCUUCGUGGGUCAAGGGUCAUUUCAGCAGAGGACAUCCUGUUCCUGAUGAGGCGGGACAAAAGGAAGGUGGUGAGGUUAUUAAAAUAUCUCCAGUUUAGGGAUUAUAAAUCCAAACUACUCAAAACUCUGGAGGAUGAAGACGCGCCGCAAGAAAUGGGUGGUAACCAGCGGAGGCAGCGAUUGGCUCAGGAUUUUCUGGUGUGGAUGGAUCAGACCGGCGACCUCCUGUCAUUGGCUGAGCGGCAAGAAGUGGACCCCGUCAAACAAGAGCGGCUGGAGCGUUUAGAGCGUCAGACUCGAGCUAUGGACCCGAAUCACUACUCCGAGUUCUGUGAGAGUCGACAGCUCAGCUUUGCGAAGAAAGCGUCAAAGUUUCGGGACUGGCUUGACUGCAGCAGUUUAGAGCUGAAACCCAACAGCAUCGCCAUGGAGAUCCUGUCGUACCUGGCCUACGAGACUGUUGCCCAGAUUGUGGAUUUGUCUCUGUUGGUAAAGCAGGAAAUGGCUGCGAAGACCAAUCCCAUCAGUCAUGUGAUCUCUGCCAGCUACAUCCACUACAACACUCACACAGAGGUCAAGAAGGAUCCAGACUCACCUGAAGCCACUCCCCCUUCCACCCCAGGCUCCUCCCACUCUUCAAAACCCCUCCUACAAGGGAACGGCAGUCUGGACGGCCGGGCCAGACAGAGGAAACGCAAAAAGAGCUGUCCGGCUACAGUGGAACCUCCCAGUGGAGCCAUCCAGCCCUGUCACAUCAGAGAGGCGAUCAGAAGAUACAACUACAGACACACAAGUGCUUACUGGAAGAGUGGGAUGUCCUUCCUCACCUGCUGAAGUAUCCUGUCCUGGACUGCGGGGGUUCGUGGGGUACGCAGCCCUGUUGUCAUGGUGUUGGUGACGCUGUACUCUGACAGGAGUGCCGAGGACGCCGAGUUGCCGCUCUCGCUCUCCUCUGCAGCCUGGCGGGCGACCUCGCUGGCGACGCCCAAUUUGACGACUUCCUCCAGCUCAGCAUCGCUGAUCUAUGAAUCAAAUAGAAAUAAACACUGGUGAAAUAUCUGGGAAAAGAUCAAUUACAAAAACUGAAUGUACUUAACAUAAAUCAAGAAUGUCAGAAUAACAGUAAACAGGACAUGUCUGGACCGACUGCACUGCUCUGAGAGAUUUAUAGCAGAUUAAAGUUAAAGCAGUCCAGGUGUUGGUGUGAAGUAGUUACCUGUGGUGUAGGUAAGACCAGCUUGGAGCGUUUCUUGGUGAACUCAGCCACUCCGCUGGUCUGCAGGAUGGCAGAUGGGAGAUCGCUCUCUUUCUUCUUCUUGAUCUUCUGUUUAUCUUUCUUCCUCUCCCUCUCCUCUUGCUCACUACCCACAAAAAAAACAGUUUAGGUACGAAGACCGUGAGUUCAUUGGGUGUGUGUGAAUGUGUUUACUUUGUGUGUGUCCUCAUGACACACAAUUAGCCGUGCUCACUGUUUCUGUUUACACUUCAACAAUGUAUUUGUGUUUAUGUGCUAACAUGAUUGUUAUUUAAUGCAUAUGUGUUCAUUGUGUAUUUUCUGUACUUUUGUUUUCGCAGAUUACACUUGUGUGUGUUCUGGUGUUAUCCAAACUGUAUGUGUGUAGAAAACACAGUGCGUGAUGUUACUGACCUGCGUAGUUCUCCAUCCAAGUGCUGCUGUCUGAGUCGUUUGAAGUUUGGCUCCAGAGCGACGUACUGCUCCAUGCUGGUGUCAUAGAAACCCUUGAAGUCAACAAUAAUGAACAAUAAAUAAAUUAA
Molecule: messenger RNA, 2531 nt
Organism: Chelmon rostratus (copperband butterflyfish)
Lineage: Eukaryota; Metazoa; Chordata; Actinopteri; Chaetodontiformes; Chaetodontidae
Gene: supt3h
Product: SPT3 homolog, SAGA and STAGA complex component
Exons: 13
Coding region: 552-1589 (345 amino acids)
Biological process (GO): transcription by RNA polymerase II
Molecular function (GO): protein heterodimerization activity; transcription coactivator activity
Source: RefSeq, a predicted model, not a curated record